Messenger RNA from Scophthalmus maximus (turbot), 1410 nucleotides. RefSeq names its product ankyrin repeat domain 16 (gene ankrd16). The record is from RefSeq and is a predicted model, not a curated record. NCBI's taxonomy places the organism in Eukaryota, Metazoa, Chordata, Actinopteri, Pleuronectiformes, Scophthalmidae. Gene Ontology annotation, molecular function: protein binding. The transcript has 7 exons. Bases 139 to 1290 code for a protein of 383 amino acids.
ACACAGUAAACACUGCGGUUCGUCUUCACGCUGGUCUCACCGAGCGCUGUAGCAGCAGCAGCCCCCCACCUCCUCACCCCCACCUCCACACCUCCUCACCUCCUCACCCCCACCUCCACACCUCCACCCCCCCACAUCAUGGACGACCACGCGGACAGACUGCUGGUGAAGCUCGCUCAGGACGGACAGCUGAGCGCGCUGGAGACCCUGGCUGCGGGUCGGGACGUCGGCCGCCGACACUUCGGCCGCUCGGGAGACACCCUGCUGCACUACGCGGCCCGACACGGACACCUGGCCGUGGUGCGGUACCUGGUGACGGCGGUGGGCGCGGCGGUGGAGGUGUGCAACCACGACUACAAGCGGCCGCUGCACGAAGCUGCGUCCAUGGGCCACCUGGCAUGCGUCGGCUACCUGCUCCGCCAAGGAGCCACGGUGGACAGUCUGAAGAAGGCGGACUGGCGACUUUGUGCGUGGAUGCUGGGAGGAGACAAGUGUUCCCUUUUCCGUCCCAGGACUCCUCUGAUGAUGGCCUGCACUCGGAGGAGCCUCGACGUGAUCCAGGAGCUGCUGCGUCACGGCGCCGACCCUGCGCUCAGGAACAAGGACGGCUGGAACGCGCUCCACAUCGCCUGCAGGGAGGGCGAUCCUCUGGUGGUGCAGCACCUGCUUGAUGCUGCGCCGGACGUCUGGAGGACAGAGAGCAAGACGCGCAGGACACCGCUGCACACUGCAGCGAUGCACGGCUGUGAGGAGGUCGUCAGGAUACUGCUAGAGAGAUGUGGCUACGCCCCAGAUAGCAGGGACAGCUGCGGAGUCACUCCUUUGAUGGAUGCGGUCAGGAACGGACACAUCUCUGUGGCCAGGCUGCUUUUAGAAAACCACCAGGCGUCUCCGACAGCAGCUGACAAGCUCGGGGCUCAGCUGGUGCACCAGGUUGCUGUCACCGGGCAGGAGGAGACCCUGCGGUUCCUGGUGCAGGACCUCGGGGUAGACGUGAACCAGAGGGCGACUGACAUCCAGCUCACUGCCCUACAUUACGCUGCAAAGGAGGGUCACACGUCCACCAUCAAAACGCUGCUGGAGUUUGGAGCAGAUCUUCAUGUUCGGGACAAAAAGGGAAGAACCGCUCUUCACAUGGCUUGCAUCGGGCAGCAUGCAGGAGCAGCACGGAUUCUUCUGCAGCUCGGACUCAGGGAUUCGGAGGAUGCAUCCGGCACGGCGGCAAGGCAGUUCGCCAGGAGACCAGAUGUGAUACGAGUGUUUGAAUGUGGAUCAGAAGACACAUCAUAAAUAAUACCAUAAGUAUAUAGAACAUGGAUUUCUAAUUAGUUCAAUUCAUUAAAGUAAAGAUAAUUAACCUGAAGUCAAUCUGUUGUAUGUUGUAUGGAUGAUAUUAAAUCUUGACUUGUA